Molecule: messenger RNA, 909 nt
Organism: Acanthosepion pharaonis
Lineage: Eukaryota; Metazoa; Mollusca; Cephalopoda; Sepiida; Sepiidae
Source: the annotation of a GenBank genome assembly
AUGUCGCCGAUCUCGUCGAGGAACAGGGUGCCGCCCGCCGCCUGCUCGAACCGCCCCCGCGUUGCGCUGGGCCGCGCCGGUAAAGGCGCCGCGCUCAUGCCCGAACAGCUCGGCCUCGAUCAGCUCGCGAGGAUCGCCGCCAUGUUGAUCGCGACGAACGGCGCGGCACGGCGGGGCCCAGAUCAUCAGGACGGUCAGGUCGGUGGCGACCACCCGCGCGAUGAUGCGAUAGACGCUCUGCAUCGCCUGCGACCGGCCGAUCAGCGGCAGGGCGCGAUCAUCCUCGCCCAAGCCAUCCUCGACCAGCACGCCACCCCGGGCCAGCGCCCCUGCGACGGCAUUGGUCAAAGCAUCGAGAUCGAAGGGCUUGGGCAGAUACUCAUAAGCGCCGACUUCGGCCGCACGUACAGCGUCGUCAGGGUAUUCUGGGCCGACAGGAUGAUGAUCGGCAGUGCGGGGAGCGUGCGGCUACACCGCGAAUAUGGUCGAUCCCGUCGCCAUCAGGCAGGAUCACGUCGGUCACCAGCACAUCCGGCGCCCCACCGGUCACAGCCGGUCGAGCCGCGCCAGCGUCUCGACGGUCGUCACCUCAUGCCCUGCGCGGCGCAAGGCCUGGCCUACGACGGUGCGGAUGGCGGCGUCGUCAUCGACGACCAGCACAUGGCUCAUGCCCGGGCCCCGGAAGCAACAGGCGCAGCACGGUCAUUUCGGGCGAACCCUCCCCGGCAUAUUGAUGAUCCUGUUCAUGUCGCGCGCCAGCUUGUCGACAAGGGCAAGGCCCAGCCCCUGCCCUUCGCGACGGCCGGAUACGAACGGGUCGAACAGAUGGUCGACGAUAUCGGACGGUGCACCGGGGCCAUUGUCGAUGACGCAGAUUUCGAUCGGCAGCGGCAACCGCUCCUGUCCUGA